Molecule: messenger RNA, 1047 nt
Organism: Amblyraja radiata (thorny skate)
Lineage: Eukaryota; Metazoa; Chordata; Chondrichthyes; Rajiformes; Rajidae
Product: carcinoembryonic antigen-related cell adhesion molecule 6-like
Exons: 5
Coding region: 66-932 (288 amino acids)
Source: RefSeq, a predicted model, not a curated record
GGGAAGUUCAGGAAGGAUAUUUUUUUAAACCAUUGCAACGAAGAAACGAUACUGUGCUGCGGCAGAUGCAAACAUGUAGACCCAGCGCUUGUGAAUCGUCUAGAACUCAGCUGAUCUGUAAACCUUCUCCACCUCUGGUCCUCCUCUCCAAAGACAGAAUGUAUCGAGCUGUUCAACUGGUGAUUGUACUGUUUGUCCCCACUAAAAUCACACGGGGAGUUGAUACUGAGAUUGCUUCGGCCGACGGGGGUUCGGUGAUGUUUCCCGGGGUGGGUGCCGAUCGACGCAGCGGUGUGGCGGUGUUCCAGUGGAAGAAGGCUGGCGGGACGGCCGGGAAGGGAAGCGCGAUGAAGCCCGUGCUGCAGUUUCACUCGGGAUCCCGGGAACCAGCUGUGAUCCGGAGUUACGCGGGACGCCUCACUUUCUUCCCACACAACGGGUCGAUGGCCUUCCAUAAUCUCACCCAACAAGAUGCUGGACUCUACCAACUCUACAUCAAUCUGCAGAAGGAUGCCAUCCAAUCUGUCAGGCUGACAGUCAUGGACAGGCUGAGCGAGGUGUCGGUGUGGAGUAACUCCAGCUCUCUGGGUUCUGUCGUCCAGCUCAGCUGCGCUGUGGUUGGGAAUCCUCACGAGUACCAGUGGCGGAAAGAUGGAGGGGACAUAUCCCGACAUCAUCAACUCAUGAACGGGAACAUGAACCUCAUCAUCCCGAGGGCUUCCAGCAUCGACUGUGGGACUUACACCUGCAUCGCGAGCAACCCCGUCAGCUCCGCCCAGAAAAACCUCACCCUGACGAUCUACGGUGUUCCCGCAGAGCAGAUUGUGGUCAUGAUGGUUUGGGGAUCGGGACUGUUGUAUUCUGGUUUGUCUCUUAUUGGCUCGACAUUUCUGUGUGCCUAUAAGUGUGCGCCGAUAACAGGUAGGUGUUAAUGUUUAAAUUACACUUAAAAUGUAAGCACGCAGGUUCCCCUUCAAACUUCAUCUCAUGUUCAUACAUUCGAGGAGCAGAAUUGGACGAUUCAGCCCAUCAGGUCAACUCUGCCAU